CUAGACAGAGUAAAUCUAAACAAAUUGAAGCCAUCAGUAUGUGUGGAGGAGAAAGAAAGAGGUCUUUUUUUGUCAAAAAAGCAAUGGAGGAGAACAACAUGAUCCAUCAAUUGAUUAUAACAUAUGGUCACUCUGUAGUCUGUAAGUCAAUAGAGAGAAAUGGAAGAGACAGACCAUGUUCAUAGUCCCCUCAAAUUGCUCAAAGAACUAUCAGCGGGAGCAACAGGUCAGGAGCUCGACGCCCGAACUCUUCAAGGUCUUCAGGUCGCACAGGCUCGCAAGGGCUAUUUUCUCUGUACUUUCAUCGUACCCGAUCUCACAUCUGAUGAGAAUGGAAACUGGCACGGCGGAGCUAUAGCUACCUUAAUCGAGGUUGUUGGUGCCGCUGCCGUGAACUCCUUAGCAGGCCACUUCAACUUAACCGUUGAUUUCAGUGUUUCGUAUUAUUCGACGGUCAAGAUUCAUGAACAAGUAGAGAUAGAGGCAAAGAUUGCAGGGAACAAAGGGAAGCUGACUGCAGUGGUGGUGGAGGUUAGAAGACAAGAUAGCAGAGAGCUUGUUGCUUUGGUAAACAAUGGAUGACCUCCAACAUUGCUGUAAAUGUAGGUCAAGCAAGUAAACUAUGAGACCAAGAUGGAUAAGACUUCCAUUACUGCAAAUAAUUCAUUCUAUCUAUUCUUGAAUGCUGUAAUGCUUGUUCUGGAAGACAUUGAAGAUCGGAGAAUAAAAAGUUAGAGAACUGUCCAA
Molecule: messenger RNA, 747 nt
Organism: Tripterygium wilfordii
Lineage: Eukaryota; Viridiplantae; Streptophyta; Magnoliopsida; Celastrales; Celastraceae
Exons: 3
Coding region: 160-582 (140 amino acids)
Molecular function (GO): fatty acyl-CoA hydrolase activity
Source: RefSeq, a predicted model, not a curated record